AUGGCCAUCCCUGACGACCUCUGGGAGGAGCUCUCCAAAGACCUCCCCGCCAAGUCGGAUCCCUUCCUGCAGCAGUAUCUGGCGGGCCGCGAGAGGCUCAUCGGCAAGGAAAAGGAAACCAGGUCAGAUGCCUCGUUCCGCAAGGCCCUGACGCCCAUCGCGCGGCGCGCCUGCGCCAUUGUCGACCGCAUCCGCGCCCAGGAGCAGGCCGCCGUCUGGACGCCCAGCGUCGAGGAGCAGCUGGCCCGCGAGACCAGGCAGAGCAUCUUCCCCGGCAUGAUGUUCAUGCUGGCCAAGGACCGCAUGGAGCAGACCAAGCUGUGGAAGAUUGUGCGCCGCAUGCCCAAGGGGUGUCUGCUGCACGCCCACAUGGACGCCAUGGUCGACUUUGACUUUAUCCUGGACCAGCUUCUCAAGACGCCGGGGAUGCACAUGUCCAGCGACGUGUCGUUGAAAACUCACGAGGCGAGGGAGAAUGCCAUUGUCCGCUUCAGGUUCAGGGCCAAGGAGCUUGUAAACGGAUCCAUAUGGCACGAGGCGUACGAGCCGGGCUCCUUUCUGCUGCUCACCAAGGUGGCCGAUGAGUUUCCAGAGGGAGGGCGGCCGGGCUUCCUCAAGUGGCUCAAGAGCCGCUGCACGCUUUCACUCGUCGACAGCCAUGAGCAGCACCACGGCAUCGACGCCAUCUGGGAGAAGUUUGCCAAGUGCUUUGUUGUUGUUGCCACCAUGAUACACUAUGAGCCCAUGUUCCGUGCCUUUUUGCGUCAUUUGAUGGGCCUUCUCAAAGCAGAUGGAGUCAACUGGGCUGAACUCCGGUUUACAUGGCCGCUGGACUAUUGCCGUGACCGCUGUGAAGAGCCCGAAAUAGACUACAGCCACAUGUGCAGGGUCAUCGAGGAGGAAGUUGCCAAGUUCCAGGCCACAGAGGAGGGCAAAGGCUUCUGGGGCCUCGCCCUGAUCUGGACAACGCUCCGCAGUUUCGAGACGCGCCGCAUCAUCGAAAACAUGGACCACUGCAUCACGACCAAGAUGGAGUUCCCCCAGCUCAUCGCGGGAUACGACCUCGUGGGGCCCGAAGACCUGGGCAAGCCUCUGACCGACCUGCUGCCCGAGCUCUUCUGGUUCCGGAAGCAGUGUGCGCAGGAGGGCGUCAACCUGCCCUUUUACUUCCACGCCGGCGAGACGCUCGGGGACGGCUCCAGCACGGACAACAACCUGUUUGACGCCAUCCUGCUCGGCACGCGCCGCAUCGGCCACGGCUUCAGCCUGUACAAGCACCCGCUGCUCAUCGACAUGGUCAAGGACAAGCGCAUCCUCAUCGAGUCGUGCCCCAUCUCAAACGAGGUCCUCCGUCUCUGCGGAUCCGUCACCGCCCAUCCCUUGCCCGCCCUUCUGGCCCGCGGCGUUCCGUGCAGUCUCUGCAACGACGACCCGGCGAUGCUGGGCCAGGACACCGCCGGCAUGUCUCACGACUUCUGGCAGGCUCUUCAGGGCUGGGGCAACCUGGGCCUGGCUGGUCUGGGCAGCCUGGCGGAAAACAGCGUUCGAUGGUCUACUUUUGAGGAUCAGAACCAGGACGAGUGGGCAAAGGGAAUCAAGGAGGCGAGUCUCGGCAGCGGCAUCAAGGCAGAGCGGCUGAAGGAGUGGCAGGUGGAGUGGGAGAAGUUUUGUCUCUGGAUUGUGACUGAGUUUGGAGAGGAGUAUGACCCUGGGGAGAACGUGUAA
This is a messenger RNA of Trichoderma atroviride IMI 206040, 1725 nucleotides long. RefSeq lists its product as uncharacterized. Gene Ontology annotation, molecular function: adenosine deaminase activity. Gene Ontology annotation, biological process: adenosine catabolic process; inosine biosynthetic process. The record is from RefSeq and is a predicted model, not a curated record. Lineage: Eukaryota; Fungi; Ascomycota; Sordariomycetes; Hypocreales; Hypocreaceae.